AUGACAGUCAUCUUAAUUCCAAGUUUAGAUCGUCAAAAGUAUUUGUGCAUUUUUAAGCAUUCGCUUUAUACAACCUUAAUCGGUGCGUCCGUUAUGAAUCUCUUUCUGAUAUCAAUGGAUAGAUAUAUUUCAGUUUUACACCCUCUGAAAUACCAUACUUCGUCAACAUCUAAGUUUACCAAAAAUAUUGUGAAGACCAAGAUUAUGAUCGUGGUUCUUGGAGUGUUUGCAUUAUGUUGGAGCCCGUAUUGUUUCUUGGUGAUUUUACAAACGUUCAAGAAUACAAUUCAGAGAAAUCAUUAG
Mytilus californianus (California mussel) is the source of this 303-nucleotide messenger RNA. Its product is annotated as histamine H2 receptor-like. Bases 1 to 303 code for a protein of 100 amino acids. The record is from RefSeq and is a predicted model, not a curated record. Gene Ontology annotation, cellular component: membrane. Lineage: Eukaryota; Metazoa; Mollusca; Bivalvia; Mytilida; Mytilidae. The transcript is spliced from 3 exons. Gene Ontology annotation, molecular function: G protein-coupled receptor activity. Gene Ontology annotation, biological process: G protein-coupled receptor signaling pathway.